This is a messenger RNA of Tricharina praecox, 1503 nucleotides long. RefSeq lists its product as uncharacterized. Lineage: Eukaryota; Fungi; Ascomycota; Pezizomycetes; Pezizales; Pyronemataceae. The record is from RefSeq and is a predicted model, not a curated record. The coding region runs from base 1 to 1503 and encodes 500 amino acids. The transcript has 10 exons.
AUGGUGUACCACAGGGUCCGGACCACGCUGGAUCCAAACAUAGCAGUUGCGGAACCGGCACCUGCGCAGACCGCAGGCCUGCAGAAGCUAACCUCUAUCAUCUGGCAGCAUGGGGACCCAGUCACGGUCAAGGGCAUCAGGAUUAAGAUGAAGGACCAUGAGGGUGGCUUCAUUCUGGAGAACGAUUUCCCACUCAGCCCUGUGACCACCGGAGCCAGUGAUGACAAUAAUAUUAGCAAGUGGGCCGCUCGAAGGAUAGCAAAGCUCGAAGAACAGAUCCUAGCGAUCCAUUACCACAUUGCCACAAUCCGCAUCGAUUUCGAAAUCAACUCAUUGAAGAUCAAUGGACUCCCUCUCAAUACCAUCCGCGCUUGGGUCGGUAACGACGCCGGCCCUGAGAUCCUGGCCCGGUAUGGAUUCCACGCAGGAUCAAAGGGGGUAUCGCAUCCUUCCGGCAUGGUGGUUUCCGUCACGUUGCAGCUACACCUCGUCACCCUCAAUCUAGAAGAGUUCACCGGAAUCUCGAGCCCGAAUGAGUACCUCACGUUUGUGUGGCUCCUCACCAUCCGCCGACCAUUUUACUGGAUUAAUAAUCUCGCCAACAGGGACCAUGAGGGCGGCUUUAUUCGGGAGGACGAUUUCCCUCUCAGCCCUGUCAUCACCGGUGCCAGCGACGAUAUCCAGAUUAGCAAGAUUGAGAUCCUGCGCCCGCCACCGCAUGGCAAGUGUUCUACUCAACCUGGCUGCGACCGCUUUGCGGGGAGUAGAAGGACCCAGGGCUCGCGCCCUGUUGGUCACAAGGGGAACCGCCACGAGCGGGCCCCUUUGGGCGGGAACCGCCACGAGCGGGCCCCUUUGGGCGUGAGGAUUGAGAUCCUGCGCCCACCACAGCCGUGGCAAGCGUUCGAAACCACGACAACCAUCAUGCCCGUCACUCGGUCCCACCCAUUGCAGGAAAUGGCUCCAGUCGGCAGUGGGAAUCCGGCGGCGAGUGGCAACCACCCAUGUUACAGGUUCCGGCCGAACCUCGUGACUGUUCAGCUGAAAUACAUUGCCGGUAUUCCGAGCCAUAAUGAGUACCUUACACGGGCGUGGCUCCCAACAUCCGCUGACCAUUCUAACAUCCGCGACCAAACGAAAACAGUAGCAGUUACGUUCUCCUUGGGACCACGAGGGCGGCUGUAUUCGGGAGGACGACUUCCCUCUCAGCCUGUCACCACCGGCGCAAGCGACGACAUCAAGAUUAGCAAGAUUGAGAUCCUGCGCCCGCCACCGCAUGGCAAGUGUUCUGCUAAACAUGGCUGCGGCCGCUUUGCCGGCAGAACGAGGACGCAGUGCUCGCGCCCUGUUGGUCACAAGGGGAACCGCCACGAGUGGGCCCCUUUGGGCGUGAGGAUUGAGAUUCUGCGCCCACUUUGCCGGGAGGACGAGGACCUAGGGCUCGCUCCCAGAUGGUCACAAGGGGAACCGCCACGAGCAGGCCCCAUUGGGCGUGAGGAUUGA